AUGGCACGUCAACGACUCAGUCGACGUCAAGAAUUUAACCAGUCGUUUAGCACGCUGCAAAUAGAUGAUGAUUCAAUAGACAUUCCAAAGAAGAAGCUCUAUCCUUAUUUACAGGAAUUAUUCAAGAAGAAGAGUUCCGCUAGAGAAAGUGCGCUAAGGACAUUGGUUGAGGAAUUUGAGACCAAUGUCCGUUACGAAUUUGCUGAGAAGAAUUUUGUCACUUUGGUGCACCGAUGCCAAAAUUGCUUGAAACGGAGUUCUGCACUGGAGAUUGAUUUAGCAUUACAACUGAUAGGAUUAGUUGUCCUGACUCUUGGUGCGGGUGAUAAUGCACAUGAGGUUUACGAAGAAUCGCUUGUGCUUCUUCCUCAACUCCUAAUCAAGUCCAAAUUAUCUCACGCUGUCAAGGUGAUGGAGUGUUUGUCUAUUGUCACUCUUGUUGGUGCCACAGACUUUUUCGACACGGAAAGAUCAAUGGAAAUUAUAUGGCAAUUCAUGAAUCAAGAAAGCAAAUAUCCAUCAUCUGUGGCUGCUGCAACAAUAUCAGCCUGGGCUCUCCUUCUAUCAGACAUCGAUCGGUGGAGCAUUAGCCCCAAAAAGUGGAAAGGGUUGAUCCCUUAUCUUCUAAAACAACUAGAGGAAGAUGAUGAACAUGUUAAUGUUGCUAGCAUUGAAGCGCUCUCUUUAAUUUUUGAAAACGGCAGUCUUGAGAAAUUUUCAAAUCAAGCAGAAGAAUACGCAAGCACGAAGGAUAUGAAAGAUGGCAUAAUGGAGGAUUUGAAGAGAGUAUGCAAUAGAACUAAACAAGAUGCUUCAAAAAUUCUUGAGGAUGAUUACAAUAAGACAACCACCCUCACAUUAGGAGAAACAAGACUUACCUUUAACACCUGGUCAGAACUGAAGCAGAUAAGUUACAUAAGAAGAUUUUUGGGUUAUGGUUUCACAAAUCACAUGAUGGAAAACGAAUACCUUCACAACGUUUUUCACUUUGUACCAGCAGCGAAAUGUAGUGAUUUAGAACCGUACAAACCUGAAUUUGAAGAGGUGGUUUUUCGAGUUUUUGUACCUGAAGUAAGAAGAGAAAAUUGCGCAAAGAGGAUGCACAUGUCCCCUAGUUCUCUGCUGAGCAAAGGAAGGACUAAGUUGAGGAACAAGUACAGAAGUCUUGCGGAAGAGACUAGGGUUGGGCUAAACAUUGCUGAUGAAGAGCUUGACUGA
This is a messenger RNA of Lycium ferocissimum, 1218 nucleotides long. RefSeq lists its product as uncharacterized. The transcript has a single exon. The coding region runs from base 1 to 1218 and encodes 405 amino acids. The record is from RefSeq and is a predicted model, not a curated record. NCBI's taxonomy places the organism in Eukaryota, Viridiplantae, Streptophyta, Magnoliopsida, Solanales, Solanaceae.